AUGGGGCGCUACGACAGCUCCCACGACGAGCUGCAUAUGGCCGCAGGCUCGCAAAUGUCGGCAGCUCCUCUUCGCGACUAUCAUCCCCAGAUCAAAUUCGACCACGCACCGCCGCCAUUGACUGCGCCGCCCCAGCGUCUCUCUGCGACUGCCAGCGCCAGCGCCGCCAUCUCGGCCGUUCCCAACGUCCUGCAACCUGGUGGCAUGGCAUCGCGCCCGCAUCCUCACCCGCACCCAAUGUCCUCCAACACCACACCUCAGAUGCCCGGCAUGCACCCCUCGAUGCCCCCUCAGCACGGCCAGCAUGGCCUUCCGCAGCAGUCCCAGUCCCAGCAGCAGUCUCCGAUGCAGGAUAUCUCGCCCGCCGGCAAGCCCCCGCUGAGCCUCUCCCACAACUACUCGCGCUCCAGCCCCGCAGCCGGCUACGAUGCGGCCUCCUCGUCCCCGUACCAUGCCUACACUCCCACCACGCCAGGCGGCUCCGCGUCGCAGUUCGUCUCGGGCCCUGAUGCGGGCAAGUAUGGCCCUCCCGGCUCCCAGCGCAACAUCGCAAACACGCCAUUGGGUCUGGCCGACAUUCGUCCCCGCGCCGACUCCAGCAUGUCUGACGGCUCCCCCAACGCUAUGGGCUACGACCUUGCAAGCGCCCAACCCGGGCCCAGCAAUUACCUCGCACCCUGGGCCGUCUAUGCUUUUGAUUGGUGCAAAUGGAGACCCCAGGGCAACAGUGCUGGCAAGAUUGCUGUUGGCAGCUAUCUUGAAGAUGGGCACAAUUUUAUUCAAAUUCUCGACUCUCACGUCGUACCCACGCCUCAAGACGCCUACACCCCCGGCACUUCCAAGUACAGUCUCGAAUUCACAAAGCUCGCCGAAGCUACACACUCGUACCCCGUAACCCGACUCCUCUGGGAACCACCAUCAUCGCAGAAGCAGUCUACAGAUCUUUUGGCGACUUCGGGUGACCAUCUCCGACUAUGGUCUUUGCCCUCCGAUACACCAUCAAACCCAGGAAAUAAUAUUACACGAGGUGGUCCACGAGAUCCGGCCGCCGCCAAGCUGACGCCUCUCGCGUUGUUGUCAAACUCGAAGACGCCAGACCACACCGCUCCUCUGACGUCUCUCGACUGGAAUACCGUCUCCCCCAGCCUCAUCAUCACCUCCAGCAUCGACACUACUUGUACAAUUUGGGACAUUCCCUCAUUGACUGCCAAGACACAACUAAUCGCGCACGACAAGGAGGUCUAUGAUGUGAGGUUCUGCGCCAACAGUGUUGACGUCUUUGUCAGCUGUGGUCAAGACGGCAGUGUACGCAUGUUUGAUCUCCGCAGCCUUGAGCACUCUACCAUUAUCUACGAGCCCACGGGAAAGGAUGACCGACUUGAUGGCUCAGGACGCACCAGUCCUACACAAGCCCAGCAAACCAUGGCUAACCCUCCGCCCCUGCUACGUCUUGCCACUUCACCUCACGAUACCCAUCUCUUGGCUACCUUUGCCCAAGACUCCAAUAUUAUUCGCGUCCUUGACGUACGGCAGCCAGGUCAGGCUCUCCUGGAGCUUCACGGCCAUACCGGGUCGAUAAACUGUCUAGAGUGGUCGCCUCUGCGACGUGGCACGUUGGCUUCCGGUGGCGACGACUGCCAGGUUCUUAUCUGGGACCUCAUCAACUCGGGUUCUUCCAUGGUUCCCUCCAAUGGGUCUCAGGAAAACACGCGAAGCCCCGUCGCUAGCUGGGAAUGCGAUUACGAGGUUGGCAACCUAGGAUGGACGCCACACCUUCAAGGUCACGACUACGGCGAAUGGCUAGGCGUGAGUGCUGGACGCGGCAUUUGGGGGGCACGCCUCAAUUGA
This is a messenger RNA of Cordyceps fumosorosea ARSEF 2679, 1848 nucleotides long. Its product is annotated as WD domain containing protein. The record is from RefSeq and is a predicted model, not a curated record. NCBI's taxonomy places the organism in Eukaryota, Fungi, Ascomycota, Sordariomycetes, Hypocreales, Cordycipitaceae. The coding region runs from base 1 to 1848 and encodes 615 amino acids. Gene Ontology annotation, cellular component: nucleus. The transcript is spliced from 3 exons. Gene Ontology annotation, molecular function: protein binding.